AUGAUUUCCACAUUGUUCCUUAUAUUCUUGGAUAAUUUACACUAGUGGGGUAUUAACUGGAGAGGGCCACUCUUGGGGAACAUUUAGGACCGCCUAGUCAAAUUCCGAUAUGCUUAUAGAAGCUUUACUUACGAGGCUAUUCGCUUCGGACACGAAAUCCGUCUGUCUCUUCUCUAACUCAUGCGCUCCCGGGCCUCUGUAUCGGGCGGGGUAUAUCCUCUUUUUGUUUUCUGGGUUUACAUAAAAUAUAUGAAUUUCUUUUCACACAAUGUGACAUAAACAUUUAAUUUUCACUCUCAUUCCGUCACCCUUUUUCCCCCUUUCUUUUCUCUGUUGCCAUUCUCUAGGCGCUGUCAAACCCCAUCAUCGCAAAAAUGGCCGCCAACCCUGCUCAGACAGAAGUGAAAAAGAGACCGGACGUAGAUGGAUUUCUUCACCAGAGUGUGCAAGACCUGCUGUCACUCAAGGGCCGUACUGUGGUGAUCACUGGAGGGGCGCGGGGUUUGGGGUUGGCCUUUGGCUUUGCAGUUGCCGAGAGCGGUGGCAAUAUCGCCAUCAUCGAUUUCCUUGAGACGCCGCACGAACACUACUAUAAGCUCGAGAAAGAUUUUGGGGUGAAAGUAAAACUAUACAAGAGCGACGUAACGAAUUACAAAGUCUUGAAGGCUACAUUCGAUCAGAUCAUUCUGGAUUUUGGUCGUAUUGAUGGGUUGGUUACCGCGGCUGGCAUCUGCCCAGAUGAACCUUUCCUUGAGCGCGAUCCUGAGUCUGUUGCGCGGUGCUUCCAUGUGAAUACUCUUGGCACGUACUACUCAGCACAGCUGGCUGCAAUUCAGAUGGAUAAGCAAGAGCCAAAUGAAAGAACCGGUGGCAAGGGUUCGAUUGUUCUAAUUGCGUCAGUUGCCGCAUAUGUUGCUAGUAAGGGCCAGACGACGAGCGACUACUGCUCCAGUAAAGGUGCUGUGGUAGCUCUGGCAAAAGCACUGGGCGUUGAAUUAGCAAGCAAGAAGAUCCGUGUCAACAGCAUCUCUCCCGGAUACAUGGUCACCGAUAUGACCCUUGAUCUGUGCGAUCGGAUGCCGUGGCUUGCAGACAUUAUGAAUAAUGAACCGCCAAUGCGCCGUAUGGGUGAUCGUACCGAUCUCAAAGUCCCAGUUGUCUAUCUUCUGUCAGAUGCCAGUGCAUAUCAUACAUCUGAUGACCUACUUAUCACUGGCGGUAUCCACGCUGGCCGACUGAUGUAAACUGAGAGCGUGUCUGCCUCUCAUUGAAACUUAUAAUAUUCGCAAGAAUAAACGAAAGAAACCAAUACGUCUUGAGUUAGUUUAAAAAUCGAUUUAUGUAUUACAGAUAGUAUACCAAUACCUUGC
Molecule: messenger RNA, 1370 nt
Organism: Talaromyces proteolyticus
Lineage: Eukaryota; Fungi; Ascomycota; Eurotiomycetes; Eurotiales; Trichocomaceae
Product: short chain dehydrogenase
Exons: 4
Coding region: 375-1244 (289 amino acids)
Cellular component (GO): intracellular anatomical structure
Molecular function (GO): oxidoreductase activity, acting on NAD(P)H, oxygen as acceptor
Source: RefSeq, a predicted model, not a curated record